Trichoplusia ni (cabbage looper) is the source of this 1785-nucleotide messenger RNA. Its product is annotated as potassium channel subfamily K member 2-like. Lineage: Eukaryota; Metazoa; Arthropoda; Insecta; Lepidoptera; Noctuidae. The record is from RefSeq and is a predicted model, not a curated record. Gene Ontology annotation, cellular component: membrane. Gene Ontology annotation, biological process: stabilization of membrane potential; potassium ion transmembrane transport. Bases 179 to 1585 code for a protein of 468 amino acids. Gene Ontology annotation, molecular function: potassium ion leak channel activity. The transcript has 9 exons.
GAGUCUUAAUAAAUUUUAAUUAUACACUCUACAAAGAUCGCUCGCAAAAUUGGGCAUAAGUUUCCCUUGUAAUUGUAUCCAAGUUUUAAUGAGAAGUUAACAGUUUGAGGGCUUGAAGCACGCUACACCAGUUUUUGGAACAACACUUGUAAUAAUGUUCAGUUGAGUAGCUGAAAACAUGAAGAACACACUCAAGGAGAAAUUUAAAAAUAACGUUAUAGUAAAACCAUUGUAUAGAAAACUGAAGGAUGGAAAUAAAGUCGAACCGACUGUACUUGUAACUGUUGACCGCACUUUCAAACUAGAUGGUCACGCAAUAACUGUCAAGCGUAAUAUAGUGAAUGAUAAUGAUAAUACUGUUUCGAAUAAAGCAAAAACUUCGAAUAGAGUAUUCCGAUGUGUACGUGAUCAAAGUAAUCAAAGUGAUAUAUUCGAAAAGAUUAAUCAUGAACGCAAAAUUAAUGGAUUAAGAAAAACUUAUAAAAUGUUAAGUGGUAUGGAAAAUAAGAGACCCAGUGAAGUGGAUGAUGUCGACGAUGGAACUAAUAAAUUAGUCCAGGCUGAUUACAAUCAUAUACUGGUUACUCAGACUGGUAACGCUUGGCUGAGGUUCCACCCGCUGCCCAAGGUCUCAGGAGAGUCGCUCCGGUCUGUGGUCUUCCGAUGCAUCUUCUGCCAACUGGGACUGUUCACUGUCCUCAUAUUAUGGUCUAUUGUCUGGGUCUUCGUGAUACAAUCAUUUGAAGGCCCAAAUGAAAUAAUUGUAACUCGAAACUAUGAGAAUGAGCAAAACCAACUAGUCAUCGAACUCGCCACCGAACUGAGGCAGAUUACACCACUUUCUCCCAAAUGGAAGAGAGCAAUAGCGAGGCGGUUACAAGACGAGAAGCAACUGACCAUACAGGCUGUGAGCCAAGGAGCUCGUAUACAUCCCGGGCAAUACUGGGACCUGUCCGGGACCUUCCUUUUUGUUGUGUACGUUAUGACUGCUUUGGGCUUCGGUGCUCCGGUGCCGCAGACGCUCUGGGGAAGAUCCGCCGCGCUAAUAUACGCCUUCUUCGCUAUACCCACACAUAUUUAUUUGAUGCUGAACAGCAGCAUGUGUUUCGUUGUACACGUUGAGCGUUACAUGAUUCGAUUAAAAAGCAAACUACGGGACAAACGACCCUUCGUUUUGGGAAAAACUGCGGUGCAAAAUGGAACAGGGAGCCCCAACUGUAGCCGAAGUUCAGAAGUUUUGAAGUCACCAAACAGGAGCGGUGUUGCCACAAAAAUAAUGCGAUUAAUCUGCGUAUUGGGAGCGUGUCGCAGCGUACCUCUAGCCGCAGUUUUAUACUACUUGUUCGGCGUAGCCGCGUUUGGAUUUGCUCGUGGCAGCUCCUAUAUGGACGCACUCCUGUUCCCGCUAGAGUUCACUACUAGUGGGGGAUUAAAUCAGGUAAAAGGCUACGCCCGUAUUUUAUACGGGUUUUACGUAGAAGGAGCUAUGUUCCUAGUGUCCUGCGGGCUGGCAACACUACGACGUCACACUGGCGCCGCCAUCACUACUAUGAUAGAGAAAUAUAGACUAUUCGCUGGAGAAUGAAAAUACGCGAAUAACAUUAAAAAUUGACGUUACGACUUCCUUGACUUUAACAAAAUCUAAUUUCUACUUUCACUUUUUUAUUGAGUAGCCCUUGCAUAACCCACAAAUUGUAAAUAACUCUUCCGUCAAGAAUUUACAGCUGCCAACCUGCCACCGGUUUUGUGAAAAGCUGUUAAAAAAUGUUAGACAUAUAUUAUUAA